Molecule: messenger RNA, 1455 nt
Organism: Rosa chinensis
Lineage: Eukaryota; Viridiplantae; Streptophyta; Magnoliopsida; Rosales; Rosaceae
Exons: 2
Coding region: 135-626 (163 amino acids)
Source: RefSeq, a predicted model, not a curated record
AACCUUUACUAUAUUAGUUAAGGUUUGGGUAAAGUCCUCACCUAGCCCACAUAACUCCGUCUUCUCUAAAGCAAAGCUUUCAGUCUCCGCUUAAACCCUACUAGCAGAGAAACAACCCAGAUUGAGCUAGAACAAUGAAACAGUCUAUCAUAAGAAAUGUCUCCCUUUAUGCUCGUACUCGUCUUCUCUCUCCUCCCUGCUGCAAACCCAGUUCUAGGACUACCCAACUUGCUCUUCCGACUCGGCCCAGAUUGAGCUUCUACUCGACUGAGUCUCAAUCACAUAACCAAGAGGUUUCCAAAGAUGAAGAAGACGACGUCAGUAAUGAAGAGCUGAAAAUGAAAAUUGACGACUACUUUAAAGGAAAUGACAAGGCAAUACCAACUAUCUUUGAGGCAAUUCUGAAGAGGAAGUUAACAGGGAAGCAUGAACAGACUGAUAAGAAGUUGAUGGAAGAACUUUGCGGGAAGAGGCAGGGAUCGCUGAGUGACGAAGAAGAGGAGGAUGAGGAAGAGAUUGAAUCUGAUUUGGAUGAGUUGUAUGGGAGUGAUGAGAAGGCUGCUGAUUUGAAUCAGGCAAUGGAUAAGUUGAUGAAGGAAAUGCCAAUCACGAAAAGAGAAAACUGAUGGGUGACAGAAUAAGUGAGCAAGCAAAGCUUGACUGAUUAGAUGGAUUUGUAAUGUGAAACCAGUAUCCCCUUUAUGAUUUAGUUUCUUUAGAACUUAUUCGGUUCAUGGUCUUGUAGGUUAAGCUUUCGAAUUCGCAAAAUCAUGUGACAGUAAGUGUGUUGUAUUUGCCAUUUUGCUGAAUGAUAAACAGUUUACAUCAGUAUACAUACCUGUAUUAAUCCUUUGAGAAUAGAAUAUCAGCAAGAGCUGCUCAAAGCCAAUAACAGCUGAGCUCGUGUGGACUGUACUUUAUGUGCAUUCUGGUCCUGUCAUUUUAGAGAAUCUAGCAUCGGAAAGGACAAGCAGAGCAUAUGUCAAGUCUUAUCUACCAUGAUGAUAGAAACCAAAGGCCAUGUAUCAAAGUGAACAGCAAUUUGAUAAACUUACAAAGGGAAAGCAGCAAGCUUUUCUGUGAAGAUUGCUCACUAAUGUUUACAGCAUCAAAGGUCGCCACAUGUGAUCACAGAAAAGGAUUGGAAUAUGUCAACACCAGAAACUGCAGCAUUUGCUCGUGUUUGCAUCAAUGGGGGAGACACCAUUGGUCCUUUGAAGAUAACUUGAAGCACUCUGAGGUUAGAUGAAGAAGUCGGAUUUUGAAGAUUUUAGGAAAGCUGGGACUCAUCGUAUUUUCCUUUCCAAUUCAGAUUUCUAUAUCUACGGUUAAUUAGGUUUCUUGUUCUAGUCUUAUUAGGAUUCAUUAUUUUCUAUCACAGUCAAUAUUUUCCUAGUCUAUUUAGGUCUAAGGACAGUGCUCUAUAAUUAGCUCUUCUUCAAUGAUAGUAUUUCU